AGUUGCACAAUGAGGUGAGGUUACAGUGAUCGUCCACCGGGUGGCACUGUGGGCCAAAAUGUGAGCAGACACAAGGUCACGCAGCAUCCAGAGAACACAGAGCGACAGGAUGUGACGCACGCACUGUUACACCGUGACGUUUCACACUGAUAAAUAAAUGAGAGGAACAUUAGAGUGCAGUGUGUGAAUGUGAUGAUGUCACAGGGUUUAUGAGCUGCAGGAGGAAAAGCAGGAAGUCUGCGGUCCAUGAUCACGCCGGCGUGAUCAAAUCACGUGACUAGUUUAUGACGUCACUGCACGAAAACGAAACCCCGUAGAGCGCUACCGUCAACUUCUCUGGAAAGUGCGGACUUGAAACUCCAUGACAGUUUUUGUUUUAUGUUGAUACACCAAGUAAAAACGGAAAUAUGAUAGUUUAAAGUUGAAAUAAAAAUAAUGUUUACGCAUGCACAAAGUGUGCACGGUGUGUUGGAGCAGGCGUUGCAUUUAUUUGAAUAUUUUCGUCGUUUUUUGUUAUAUUACGAAACGGAUCAAAAUGUCUGAAUCUGCUGACUCUGCUCUACAGGCUGCACAUUCUUGGGACGUGGGGCCAACUGAGCAGUGUGGCGGAUGAGAGAGGCAUGCGAUAGAGUAGUGAGUGAUAGUUUGAGAGAGUUUUUUGGAAGAUUUGGAGUUGUUUUAGGAUUUAGAGUUUAUUCGUGAGGAGUAGAGGAUGUUGCCAGAAUGGGUUUAGGAAGGGUCGUUCAACAAUGGACUCAGUCAUGAACUUGGAUUUAGAUAUAAAGAGAGCAAUAGCAAACAAAGAAGCAGUUGUAGCAGUGUUCAUUGACAUGAUAUGUUAUGGAGAGAAGGACUAUUAAUCACUUUACAUGAUGUAGGUGUAAGAGGAAGACUUUUUAAUUGGAUUAAGGAUUUUUUAUGCAACAGGACAAUACAGGUCAAAGCUGGUGGUGUGUUAUCUGAAGAGGUGGAAGUGGAGAAUGGCACCCCCCAGGGACGUGUGAUCAGCCCUGUGCUCUUUAACAUUUUAAUCAAUGGCAUAUUUAGUACAGUGAGCAAGGAUCUAGGUUUGUCAUUAUAAGCGAGGAAGGAAUCUCAGUCAUAUCUUCAAUAAAAUGCAAGAAAGCCUGGAUAAAGUGGUUGAUUGGACUAAAAAAUGGGGAUUUAAAAUCUCUAUAGACAAAACAAAGUUCAUGGUGUUUGGAUAUAAAAAGAAAAUGCCAGAUAAAGGUUGAAAGCACUGGAUAUUGUGCAAGCAAAAGCCUUAAGAAUAUGUAGCGGAGCAUUUCGAACUACCCCAGUUUCAGCUUUAUUGGUGGAAAUGGGAGAAAUGCCAUUGGGAAUAAGGAGGGUUAAGCUUGGGCUCAAAUAUUUGAUGAAAACAAAAGGGCACUGCUAGACCAACAUUGGGAAUUUGGGGGGAGGAAAAGAAGAAUUAAAGUUAAUUUUGGAGUCAAGCUAAAAGAUAAUGCAGGAAAAAUAGGCAUUCUGGAGAAGAAAGUAUCUCCCCCAGUCUGCUGGUCAACUGUUCCACCAUGGCUUUUUACAGAACCUGAGAUUGAUAUGAGAUUUUUAAGUAGUAAGAAGAGGGAAAAGGACGAAAACAUCGUUAAUAAAAUUCAAAAGCACUUGCAGCAAAAAUGGAGGUCACAUUCACAGAUAUAUACAGAUGGGUCAAAAGAACCAGAAAGCGGGAGGGUGGCAAUUGGCAUAGCAAUCCCCCAGUUAGAAGCAAGAAAAGGCUAUAGGAUAUCAGAUCACACGUCAGUACACACAGCAGAGAUGGUGGCAGUUUUGAAGGCUCUUCAGUGGGUGGAGGACAAUAAACCAAGUUGUACAGUCAUAUGCAGUGAUUCAGCAGCAACUAUACAGACUAUAAAAGAGGCACGUUCCAAGUCCAGACCUGACUUAAUAACAGGAAUGUGCCUAAUAUUGUGUAGAAUUAACAAAAUGGGGUGUGAGGUGGGGUUCAUCUGGGUACCAGCACAUGUGGGCAUACAGGGAAAUGAGGAAGCAUUGGACAACCAGAAUACUCAUCUGUAGUAAACCAGGCAGCAAAGGAAAUGUGGCAGAACUCAUGGGAUAAGGAAAGCAAAGGCAGGGUAUUUUAUAAUAUACAAAGCAACAUAGGGAAAAGCAAUAAUUGCUUUGGUUGCAGCAGGAGAGACGCUGUAGUUAUCACCAGAAUAAGACUUGGUCACUGUGGUCUUAGGAGUGGGCUGGCCCUGAUUGGGAAGCACCCGGACGGACAAUGUGAGUGUGGAGAGCCAGAGACUGUGACACAUGUUAUUUUACAGUGCAAGAAAUACUUUUCAGAGAACUGGGAGCAGCUGGAGAGACUGUGUUUAACAUGAACACACUGCUGAAUAUGGAAGACUGGAACAAGAUGAAGAAGCUGCUUCAGUAUCUACAUUACAUUGGAAUAUACAACAGAAUAUGAUUAAACACUAGAAGAAAUCGCAUGGAAACAGCAGAGGGCAGCAGUACGCCUUAGAUGCGCCUAGUCUGCCGAAACCAAAGAAGAAGAGGCGGAUGAGAGAGGCAGGCGACAGAGUAGUGAGCGAUAGUUUGAGAGUGUUUUUUGGAGGAUUUGGAGUUGUUUUAGGAUUUAGAGUUUAUUCGUGAGGAGCAGAGGAUGUUGCGGACAUUGAAUGUAAGACAAGCCGUGGACUUGUUUAUCGAAGUGGAGGAGCAGGAGGGCGAAACCUGCGUUUCACCGUCGGAGUCGGAGAGUGAGUGUGACGAUGAAGUUGAGGAUCCGUCCUUUGUGACGGACGACAAGAGAGAUGAUGAGCAGCCUGGGACAUCUACAGCCCCAGCAAGAGGCAGAGGCAGAGGCAGAGGCAGGGGGCGUCAGCGUGGGAGGGAGAAAAGAUGCCGGUCUAGAUCUCCAUGUGACCGGUCACCCCAGCCACACCACAGCCAUGCGGCCUGGAGAACAGAGAGUGAACCUGAUACUGCUCCACGAGUCAGCAGGUUCAUGCCCCACAGACCACCAGGAGCCCAGGUGGACAUGCGCUCGGUAUACACACCGAAAGAUCUGUUUCAGCUGUUCUUCUCCACUGCCACCGUGAGGACACUCUGCAAGAACACCAACAAAUGUGCAGCAAUACAGCAGGAAAUGGGGAAGAAGUACAACUGGGCUGACGUCGAGGUUGACGAGCUCUAUAAAUUCGUUGGCCUUCUCAUGUACAUGGCAUUGGUGUCACUGCCAUGUCUCCAGGACUACUGGAAACAAAACCACAUCCUGUCUGUGCCGUUUCCAGCCAUGGUCAUGACAAGAGACCGGUUCAGGUCCCUGAUGUGGAACAUCCACCCCAGCGAUCCAGAGGAGAAUGUGAUAAAUGACAGAAAGAAGGGAACACCUGACCAUGACAAGCUCUUCAGGGCAAAACCCCUCAUGGAUGAGAUCCGCACUGCGUGCCAGGCUCAUUACCACCCAAGGAAGGAAUUGGCUGUCGACGAGCGAAUGGUGGCAACCAAGGCAAAAACUGGCAUGACCCAGUACAUGAAGGACAAGCCAACAAAAUGGGGGAUCAAGCUCUUUGUGUUGGCUGAGUCAAGCAGUGGCUACACUGUCAACUUCAGUGUGUACAGUGGGAAGUCUAGCUCGGCCAGUGUGCAUGGACUGUCAUAUGAUGCUGUGAUGGACCUCAUUCAGCCGUCAUAUCUUGGGACGGGAUACCAUAUUUAUAUGGACAACUUCUACACCAGUCCCAAGCUGUUCCUCGACUUGGCCAGCAUGAAGUAUGGUGCUUGCGGUACCUACAGGGACAACAGGAAAGGGUGUCCCCGUGGAAGAGGAAAUGCCCUCACCCCAAAGUCUGAGAGAGGUGCUGUGAGGUGGAUCAGGGAGGGCCCCCUGCUGUUUGUGAAGUGGAUGGACGCACGGGAGGUGUCUGUGUGCUCCACAAUCCAUCCAGCAUUUUCUGGUGAGGUGGUCCAGAGGAGAGCAAAGGAUGAAGAUGGACGCUGGGCAGUGAAGGAGAUUCCCUGCCCCACCCCUGUCAUGGCCUACAACAAGUGCAUGGGUGGGGUUGAUCUUUCCGACCAGCUGAUCCAGUAUUACUCCACCCACCGCAAAACUGCUCGCUGGUACCAGACGCUCUUUUUGCACUUUGUGGACAUUGCAGCAACAAAUGCAUACAUCGUGCAUUGUGAGAUGAGCAGGAAACAACAGGUGCAGCCCAUGACUCACAAGAACUUUCUCACCCAGCUGGUGUCCGAGCUGUGUGGAGUGGACAAGACGGGGACUCCAAACAACAGGAGCAGUCAGCAUGUUCCUGUUGCCAUCGCCACUGCCACUGAUGCCAGCCAGAAAGCCACUCAAGGCCGCAGGGCAUGCCAACGCUGCCAGCAGGUGGACAAAAAGAGGAACCUGACGCCAUGGCGAUGCAAGUCCUGUGAUGUGCCCCUCUGUGUCAUUGUUGACAGGAACUGUUUUGAGGAGUGGCACAUGUUAAAAAAACAACAACAAACGCCUUGUUGUAAGUAGUUAUUGUUAUUGUUAUUGUUGUUGUAUAUAGUUCGAUUUUAUCUCAAUUUGACAUUUAUAUGUUACUUUUGCACUAUUUAGGGACCCCUCACAGUCUGUGAAUGUUAUAUAGUUCUCUGUCUAAUCGUGUACAUAAACUGUUUUGAAGAGAGGCAUGGCCAAAAUGAAAAAAAAAACGUCUGUCUUCACCUGGUUUUUGUUGUAAAUAGUUGUAUAUAGCUUCAUUUUAUCUCAGUUAUACUUUUGUAUGUACAUAUUUACAACUUAUGUUGAACCUUUGAAGUUUGUCAUUGAGCAUGUUUGAAUGUUGUCUAGUAAAGAAAUUGAUUUAUUUUUCAAAUCCGAUUUUGUGUUUUUGAGUGUUUUUGGGUCUUGUAUGUUAAUAUAGUAUGUCAGAGUGGAAAAAUAAUUUUCUGGUCAUAUAGCUAAGGUUGUGCUGAAAAAAAAGAUAUCAAACAUUGGCAUGACAAACAUUUUUUUAUGUGGUAUAUAAAGGCAAAAAUCAAAAGUA
Molecule: messenger RNA, 5006 nt
Organism: Epinephelus moara (kelp grouper)
Lineage: Eukaryota; Metazoa; Chordata; Actinopteri; Perciformes; Serranidae
Product: piggyBac transposable element-derived protein 4-like
Exons: 3
Coding region: 2636-4495 (619 amino acids)
Biological process (GO): translation
Cellular component (GO): ribosome
Molecular function (GO): structural constituent of ribosome
Source: RefSeq, a predicted model, not a curated record